UUUCAGUAAUUUCCUUCUUUCUUCUUCUUCUUCUUCAGCCACGACCCUUACUCCGCUUUUCUCCGGCGGCUCUUCGAACCUACGUCGACGACCACGAUUCUCUGCCACUGACUCCAGUAGUCGACCACAUAGAUAGACGCCGAGCAUUCUUUCUCAGUUGACCCACGAAUCUGACUUGUUUCGCGAACACCACUUCGAACAACCUUCAUAGCACCUUUUACGAGCUUCGGCAUUGGCCCACACUCUGUUUCCCUUCAAAUCAAUUUACCCAUAUCGUUUUAAGGCCCAGCUCUGCAAGUUCAAACUUUUUUGGGCUCCGACCAGCAAGGUUCAGAGGCUUUUUCGCUUCUUAGCUUACCUACAAUGGCCUCAACUACUGAUGAAUCUUCUCGUAUUCUUCACGAAAUCGAGACCUUGAAAUCUGCCAAGUUCGACUUAGAACGUCGUAUUUCAGCUCUUGAAUCACAGCUACACAACCUCAAUCAACCCCACAACAAUGGUGUUUCUAAUGCUUCUUCCACUUCACCAUCCACCUUUCCUCAUGCUCUCUCCCCUGAUAUGAUUUACAGAUACAGUCGCCACCUCCUUCUUCCUUCCUUUGGAGUCCAAGGACAAUUGAGGCUUUCUAAGUCUUCAAUUUUAGUUGUUGGAGCGGGAGGAUUGGGCUCGCCAGCUUUAUUGUAUCUGGCAGCUUCUGGUGUUGGUCGUCUGGGAAUUGUUGACCACGAUGUAGUGGAGCUAAAUAACAUGCAUCGGCAGAUCAUCCAUACUGAGGCAUAUAUUGGCCAGUCAAAAGUAGAAUCUGCUGCUGCUACAUGUCGAUCGAUCAACUCUACUGUCCAGAUUGUUGAGCACAAAGAAGCUCUUCGUACAUCAAAUGCUUUAGAAAUCUUUAGCAAAUAUGAUAUUAUAGUAGAUGCCACAGAUAAUGCUCCUAGCCGGUACAUGAUUAGUGAUUGUUGUGUGGUUAUGGGAAAGCCUCUUGUGUCUGGUGCAGCACUUGGUUUGGAGGGGCAGCUCACAGUUUACAAUUACAAUGGAGGCCCGUGCUACCGAUGCCUAUUUCCAACUCCGCCACCAACAACAGCAUGCCAAAGGUGUGCAGACAGUGGUGUUCUAGGAGUAGUUCCUGGGAUCAUUGGUUGUCUCCAAGCCUUGGAGGCCAUUAAAAUUGCAAGUGCGGUUGGUGAUCCACUUUCAGGACGGAUGCUUCUGUUUGAUGCUUUAGCAGCGAGAAUCAGAAUUGUCAAGAUUCGUGGAAGGUCGGUGCAGUGUGAAGUAUGUGGAGAAAAUUCUGAAUUCAAAGCAGCACAAUUUCAAGAAUUUGACUACGAAAAAUUCACUCAGACUCCAUUAUCUACGUCUCCUCUGAAGUUAAAACUGCUAGAGCCAAACUCAAGAAUAAGCGCCAAAGAAUACAGAGACCGACUUCGUAGUGGGGAACCACACGUGCUUGUGGAUGUCCGGCCCGAGCACCAUUUCAAGAUUGUGUCUCUUCCCAACUCCCUCAACGUCCCACUGGCGAGUUUAGAAGGAAGGGUGGAAGAAGUGGUAUGGGCUUUGAAGGAAAAGGAAGAGAAUAAACAGAAUGAUGAUGUGAAAGUAUACGUAGUGUGUAGGAGAGGGAAUGAUUCACAAAGAGCGGUGAAGUACCUGCAAGAGAAAGGGUACCCUUCAGCUAAGGAUAUAAUUGGUGGAUUGGAGGGUUGGGCCCAGGAGGUAGACCCCACUUUCCCUUCCUAUUAAUUUGGGUUCCCUUUUACUACUUUGUCAUUCACAUUCACUUAUUAGCAUGGGAUCGUACUAUUGACUCCAAGAAGAUAGAAGAGAGGAGAUAGAAGAGAGAUAGAAGAAAGAUAGAAGAGUCAUAGAAGAGACAUAGAAGAGACAUAGUGCAUGGGGCUAUAUGUAUCUCUUUUCUUCAAUAAGAAAUGUGUAUAUACUAUUCUAUUUAUUUAGAAUUGUGGAAGUGCUUUGAUGGAUUAUGCUUAUUUAAUUUAUAUUAUUGUUGGGAUGCAACUAGAUGUGUUCUAUUGUAUUUACUAAAUCAAAUUUAUUAUUAUGCCAA
Molecule: messenger RNA, 2068 nt
Organism: Cucumis sativus (cucumber)
Lineage: Eukaryota; Viridiplantae; Streptophyta; Magnoliopsida; Cucurbitales; Cucurbitaceae
Product: adenylyltransferase and sulfurtransferase MOCS3
Exons: 12
Coding region: 364-1746 (460 amino acids)
Biological process (GO): tRNA wobble position uridine thiolation
Cellular component (GO): cytoplasm; cytosol
Molecular function (GO): URM1 activating enzyme activity; thiosulfate-cyanide sulfurtransferase activity; adenylyltransferase activity
Source: RefSeq, a predicted model, not a curated record